Messenger RNA from Mycosarcoma maydis (corn smut), 576 nucleotides. RefSeq lists its product as uncharacterized. Bases 1 to 576 code for a protein of 191 amino acids. The record is from RefSeq and is a predicted model, not a curated record. The transcript has 6 exons. NCBI's taxonomy places the organism in Eukaryota, Fungi, Basidiomycota, Ustilaginomycetes, Ustilaginales.
AUGACGGAAGCGAUAGUGAAAGACUCGGGGAACAGGGAUAGCGUGAAGGCAUACAUUCUCGUAGCUGGUGGUGGUAGUCGUUUGGCUACUACGGGAAAAGUGCAAGGCACGUUCAAGUCCAGCUGGACGCCCUUCGGAAGUGCACUUAUCGCCUUCAGCGCCUCCCUGCUGAUGCUGCGCAUCGGCCCGUGGUGUCAGCUGAUGGAGCAUGUGCAGAUACCUGCUGAGCCGGUCGAGACACCGACGUUCCCGCCUUGGGAACGACAAUCGGUGCCUGUCCAGCUCCAAAAGUCGACCAGGGCCCGAAAGACGGCGGUUGCUCCCGAGACGCCCAAGAUGUUCAGGAUCAAGAUUCAGCGCCAGAGCCCCCUAUCACAGAGUGAGAGGUCAUCGAACUCGCCAGCACCCCGCCCGAUAAGCGAAUUCGAAUCAGAGACGCAGCGGCACAUGACACGCAGAAUUUCUGUCAGGCGAUGUGAGUUUCAAGAGGCCAUGCUGGCCGCCGAUGGUCCACGCCAGCGAGCCCUCCUCAGUCAUCACAAGGAAGAGCAACUCCAGAGUCUGUUGGUGCUGUAG